CUAUUAAUUAGUUUUAUGAUAUUUUGUAUCAUUAAAAACAAUAUUUUAUGUUAUAAAUCAAUACAACAAUGGAAUUCCAAACUACAAGAAUCGAGAAUAAAGAUCUUUGCAAUGUUCUACUGAAAUGGUUGCAAACAUUACAUCUCAAAACUCCACAUCGAACUUUAUAUGAUAUUACUGAUGGUGUAGCACUUGCUGAAGCAUUGAAUCAAAUUGCUCCAGAAUGUUUUGAUGACAAUUGGUUUUCAAAAAUAAAAAAAGAUGUUGGAAAUAAUUGGAGACUAAAGGUUAGUAAUCUAAAAAAGAUUGUUGAAAAAAUUCAAGAUUUUUAUCAAGAUUGUGACACACAACAUAUGGGAAACUUUGUAAAACCUGAUGUUAUAAAAAUAGGAGACCAAGAUGAUACAAUGGAAUUAGCUCGAUUAUUGCAACUUAUAUUGGGAUGUGCUGUUAACUGUCGAAAUGCUCAAGAUUACAUUACAAAUAUCAGAUCAAUGGAUGAAAACUCCCAAACUGUAAUAAUGCAGUCUAUACAAGAUCUAGAAAGGAUACAAGGACAUCCUCAAAGUAUUAUUACUACUAGCCUUGGAGUUGAUACUGAUGAUCACCAAGAACAAAUUCAACAACUUAUUGAUGAACUUCAAUCUGUAACAAAAGCUAGAGAUCAAAUGACUCAACGCUGUCUUGAACUCGAUUCUCAAAUAAGUUUAUUACAAGAAGAAAAAACAUACAUUUUAGAUGAAAAAAGACAUUUAGAAGAACGACUUUUAGAAAGUGUUGAAGAUCCCUUGAAGGGUAGUGGUCAGAGAAGACAGAUUGAAGAACUAAAAGAAGAAUUGUACAAAGCUGAAACAUCUAGAGAUGAUUAUCGAAUAAAACUUAAGACACAAGAAAGAGAAAUGGCCGAUUUAAAAGUUAAAUUUGAUUUAUUACAAGAAACUGCUGGAGAGGCGAGACUUCUUAAAGAUGAAUUAGAUAUUCUUCGAGAUACAGCUGAUAGAGUUGAAAAGUAUGAAUCAACCAUACAGUCCUAUAAAAAAAAACUAGAAGAAUUAGGUGACUUAAAAAGACAAGUGAAAAUAUUGGAAACAAAAAAUAUAGCUUAUAUUCAACAAAAUAUGGAAUUAGAACAGGAAAUUAAGAAAUCUUCUGUGUGGAAAUCACAAUUAGAAAUAUAUAAAAAACAAGUUACUGAACUACACCAUACAUUAAAUGAUGAGACAAACAAAAUUGAUAAAUUGGAAUUUGAAUCAAAAAAGUUACUGGAAAACCUGAACACCUUACAGAAAGAAAAAGAUAGAUUAGUUAUUGAGAGGGAUUCGUUAAAAGAAGCAAAUGAAGAAUUAAAAUGUUGUCAAACACAAAUGAAAAAGACCAGUACGCUUGAACAUUCUCAAACAACUGCUAGCGAUGAUAUGGAAUCGGCAAUGGACCUCAAACAGAAAUUAGUAAGGCUUCAACACGAGAACACAAUGCUAAAAAUGAAUCAAAAAGAACCAGAAGAAGAUAAAAUAUCGGUACUCCAAAGUAUUUUGGAUAAUACAAGACAACAGUAUAAUGAACUGCGUUUGGAUAAUAGAAAAGCUAAUCAAAAGAUAUUGGAAUUAGAAUCUGAGUUAAAAGAACAAACAGAAAAUAACAAUGAAUGGAAUUCAAAAAUUAAAGAACUACAAAGUCAACUACAAUGUGAAAAAGAUACAAGAUCAUUAGAUAUUGAAGAAAAAAAUACGACAAUAUCAGAUAAAGAUCAAUUCAUAAAUAUUUUGCAAGUUUCUCUUCAUCAAAAAGAUAUAGAAAUACAAGAAUGGGAAGAGAAACAUAAAAAAUUCAUAGAAAAAGCUAAAUCAGUUGUUAAAUCUAUGGACUCCAAAAAUGUAUCAUUAUCUGAUGUUGACAUAAGUGUAUUAGAAAAUAGGUUAAUAAAAGCCAAUAAAGAAAUAAGCGACUUAAAGAAAGAACAAGAAAAUGACAAAGCAUCACAAGAGAUUGAAGAAAAAUUAAUAUCCACUGCAUUUUACAAAUUAGCACAAACUAAGAUGCAAGAAUCUGUUGACCAGAGAGUAAUGAAUCAAGGACUGUUACAAUCUCAAACAUUCCUAACAAAACACAGACAGCAAACAAAUAAAACAGUGGUACAAAAUCACAGAAAGUUUAAAUCUCCAUAAAAUAGUAUUAAGAGAGUUCAUUCAUCAAGUAUUCUAAGUAUUCAAGAAAAAACAAUAAACAAUUAACAAGCAAACUGUAAGUAAGUAGUAUACAUACCAGUUUAAAUACCAAAUUAUCAUUUUCGUAUAAAUUGAGUGGCUUAGAAAACUAUUUCUAAUAUUUAAAUAACUGUGGCAGUGACACAUCAGACGCUUGUAUGCACUUUUUUUUAUUUAUUAGUGGUGACAAUUAUUAGAAAACCCACUUAUUUAAAAUGCACAACAUUAAGUAAAUUCUACUUUAAAUUUAACCUUAAUCUCGAGCUUUUGACAAUAACAUUGAUAACAUAAAAUAAUUUUGAUAACUCAUUUGUCUCCACUAAACCAUUUUAAUUUAAAAUAGGUAAUUAAUUAUUUUUAGACAUAAGGAAACCAUUAAUACUUCCAAGUAGAUCUUGGAUACAAUACUUCCUUUACUCUAGUAUCCUAUUAAAUUUAAAAAGUGCUAGGCCGAAGUAUUUUAUUCUUAAAACCAUUGUUCCUACUCCAACUAAUAAGUAACUAUGAGAAGGUAUAGAAAGUCCAGUCUUCAGAAUAUAUUAUAUAUACACUCUUGUAUAUUAUCUAAAUAAUUUGUUCAAAAAUUUGGUGCUUUGAUAAAAUAUACAAUUUAGUAUAAUAUAUAUAUAUAAAUAUAUUAGACAAUAAUAAAUUAGGUAAUAAUAUCUUGUAAAUAUAAAAAUUAAAACCAUAGGCUUUGACUAAAGGAUUUCAAACUAUCGACUUAACUUAUUAUAUACCUAUGAUAUUUACUUUUUAUAUAAUUCAUUCUUAUUGAAUUAUUUAAGUUGGUCAUAUCUAUAUAGUAAGAUAAAUUUCAAAUGCUCAAUGUAACACUUUAUAGUAUUUUAGUAUAUUAAUGUGUACAAUAAUCAGUGUGAAUAGAGAUUUUUCAAACAAAAAUAAAUUUGUAUAUUCAUCAUUUCUAAAAUAUUUUAAUCAAAUACUAAAUAUUCAUACCUAUUGCCCUGUCUCACAUUAAUGUUCUUUGUAAUAGCCUCUGAAAAAGUUAUUUCUUGAUGUUUAGUAGUAAACAUUGUAUAAAUCAAUCUACCGGACUUGCCACUUCAGUAAUUGUUUUUUGCCACCUAGUCUUAAGAUCUCUCAAGUUACUUUUAAUCAAUUGUAUAAAAAAAAGUGUAUAUUAUCAUAAGAUACGCAGGUGUUAAAAAAUUAUAAUUGUAAGUUUAUUUAAACAGUUAAAGAGCUAUUUUGAAAAAUAGAUAUAAUUUAAUACCAUUUUUUUUAUACAUUUAGUAUAAUAUAAAGUCUUAGGUACUAAUAUCUAAUAGUUAUUAGAUAUUAUAAUUAAGUAUUUUCCUACCUAAUAUGCACUUAUGUGCAACUUUUAUUGUGUACAAUAGCGCGUUUAAUUUAAACAAGAACUUCAAUUGUUUUUGUUUAGCACUCAUUGUGUUCUCUAAAAAAAAUUAAUAUUUUAUAAAAAAAUGUAUACCACAAAGUUAACAUAAUUAACUUGAUUAUUAAUAAACCAUCGUGUGAAAAUACGGUGAAAAUCGUAUCUCGUAUUUAAUUAUGAUAUCGCUGUUUAUAUUUCAUUAUUAUUGUUCAGAAAAAAAUGUACUUAACAGUAAAAUGUAAUCAUCGUUUAAAAAAAUUGUUAACCUUCUUUGAAAGAACUUCUUUUGUUAUAUUUAAUAAUAGAUAAACAAUACUUAUAGUUAAAAUUUAUUUUAAAAAAGUUAUUUAUUAUUGAGUUUAUUCAUUGUCUACCACUCAUCAGUUAUUAAUAUUAAUAUAUAUAUUUAUAAUAAUUAUGAAUUUGUGUGUACACCGUCCAUAGAUCUUAGCUAAAAUCAAUUGUUAUGUUAAUCACUGUGUGUCCGUGUCCUUUGUGAAAAUGCGAACCAUUAAACUUAAGUAUUACUCGUAGACAAUAUUAUCAUAUUAUAGAAUUAGUUUACCUAAAUAUUGUUAAAAAUAAUUAUUGUGAUGUUUGAUACCGAUAUACCGCAAUUAUGUAUUGAUUCAGGGUAAUUUUUUUUUUUAGUUUAUCAUUUGAUCUUUAUAGAACGCAAUUACUCGUUUUAUUGUAAUUAGAUACAUACAUUUUAUUUAUAUUGUACAUGUCAAUAUUGAAAUUUAUUUUUUUAAUGUAAUACAUUUUAUAUUUGCCAUUAUUGCCAUUUGUGUCGAAAUAGCUGAAAUUGUUAAUUCAGUUAUAU
Rhopalosiphum maidis (corn leaf aphid) is the source of this 4390-nucleotide messenger RNA. RefSeq names its product protein Hook homolog 3 (gene hook). Gene Ontology annotation, molecular function: microtubule binding; dynein light intermediate chain binding. NCBI's taxonomy places the organism in Eukaryota, Metazoa, Arthropoda, Insecta, Hemiptera, Aphididae. Gene Ontology annotation, cellular component: centrosome; cytoplasm. The transcript has 17 exons. The record is from RefSeq and is a predicted model, not a curated record. Gene Ontology annotation, biological process: cytoplasmic microtubule organization; cytoskeleton-dependent intracellular transport. The coding region runs from base 69 to 2165 and encodes 698 amino acids.